ACAACACCUUACUUAUUGUAGUGCACCUCUAGAUACCACAAAUAGAGGCUAUUUUGUGAUCACGCAAUUACCGCUGUAACUCCCUUAGCGCGUUUUGCCACGCAAAGCCUUUGUGAUAUUCCAAUGUCCACUGUUCCUCGCGUGCACAUGACGGGCCGUCGCAGUCUCAAAGCUACGCCAAUGAACAAGAAGUCCAAGGUCAAUAGUGGUCCAGACACGUCGGUCACCACAUGCUCGCUUUGUUCCAAUUCCUUCGAUGGGGUUACAAAACACUGUAUGUCGAUCGACGGCUUGUGUGUGUGUGACGCAUGUUCAACUAAACCGUUGGCUAGGGUCAUUCAAGUGCUUAUGGCGAAAUGUGAAAGUUUAGCCCUAACGGUCACAGAACUAAAGGAAUUGACUACUAGCUUGGUAAAAAAACAACUGAACUUGAGUCGCAGAUUAGUGUAUUAAGUAGCCCGAAUCCCAGACCUGUCAAAAGGCGAGAGCCAUUUAGUAAAGAAGCCACACAGUACGGUAAAAAUAGCACACCAUUGUUGAUGGACGCCAGCGAAGAUAGGCCUGUCGAACGACCUCCCAAGUUUUGUGAAGUGUCUCAAGGCUUAAACAGCUAUGCACAAACUGCACGCUCAACCCUGUCACGGGUUGGACAGCAACAUUUGACCCCCACAAACAGCACAACAAACGGCGUUCCGCGUAUGCAGCCAUGUAGCAGCGCAGGCUCUCCCUGCACAAGGGACAAGAUGAGUAGUCAACCUAGAC
Molecule: messenger RNA, 762 nt
Organism: Dicrocoelium dendriticum
Lineage: Eukaryota; Metazoa; Platyhelminthes; Trematoda; Plagiorchiida; Dicrocoeliidae
Source: the annotation of a GenBank genome assembly